Messenger RNA from Ostertagia ostertagi, 405 nucleotides. NCBI's taxonomy places the organism in Eukaryota, Metazoa, Nematoda, Chromadorea, Rhabditida, Trichostrongylidae. The record is from the annotation of a GenBank genome assembly.
AUGGAAAGAAGGCAGGUUGUGAUGACGCUGGUGAUACUCUACGGUUCAUCCAUCUACGUACUUGGCCAUGUCUUACUCUCUUUUGGAGCAGUACCAACAUAUGGGAUUAGGAGUUCCUGGAGUGCUAAUGGUCGUCGCGUUGGUGUUCUUCCUGUGCGGAUGGAAAAUGUACAGAAAAUACCCCCCAGCCGUGAAAAUAUCGCCGGCGCAGUGAUUAGAUGUCUGUGGUUGGCCGGAACGAGGACCUUCUUCGGGGGCUCAACAUGGGUGUUGCAAGCCCGCCGACUGAACGGACGAAUCGGAUGGCUUACCGUACUCCCAGAACAGAUCAAUAUUCUCAAUCCGCUUAUCGUCCUCAUUAUGGUGCCCGUGUUCGAAGGAAUCAUCUAUCCAUGUGCACGAAAG